Molecule: messenger RNA, 4703 nt
Organism: Plodia interpunctella (Indianmeal moth)
Lineage: Eukaryota; Metazoa; Arthropoda; Insecta; Lepidoptera; Pyralidae
Product: G protein-activated inward rectifier potassium channel 3-like
Exons: 10
Coding region: 554-2608 (684 amino acids)
Biological process (GO): regulation of monoatomic ion transmembrane transport; potassium ion import across plasma membrane
Cellular component (GO): plasma membrane
Molecular function (GO): inward rectifier potassium channel activity
Source: RefSeq, a predicted model, not a curated record
AUUCAGCCAGUCACCGUUCGGUCAACGCACAGUCGACAUUCGCGCUACGCGCAGUUCACAUAUUUUCCCGCCGCGAAUUUGAACGACGCGUACCAAAUUCAAAACUUAGUUCCUUUUACAAAUUUUAUUAAAAACGAUUCAAAUAAUGCCUAAAAAGAAAUAACUUUAUGGUUUUCUUAUAUUUUCGCGCGAAUAUUUAAUGGAAUAUGUGCUAAAAUUGUGAAAUCGUGCUAAUGACAUUGCGGACUGCAAGCUCACUGUGCCGUUUUCGCAAAUAAAAAUUCUGUGAUAAAAUUGCUGUGAAACUUUGUACCAGUGUUUGACAUUAUUAAUUCAUAGUUGGUUUCGUGAAUUUAUUUUCGCGAAACGCUUUACAUAAAUUUUCUUUAUGAUAGGUCCAUAUAUGAAGUGUCAACAUUUUUACCCCAAACAUUAUGAUUUACAAAUGGAUAUUAUGAUAAGAGUGAAGUGUUGCCAAGAAACUAAAAAUCCAAAGUGACGAAGUGCCCCAGGUGUCUGUAGUGCUGCGUUCCGUUAGUUUCAAUUGUCCAGAAUGUCAGACAAGACCACGUCGUCGGUGGGCCCGAGGAGUUUCGAGACGAUAUCAGAGGAGGACUUUGCGUCGCCGUUCGAGAAGUUGUUGGGUGACGUGUUGCCGGUGGUUCCUACUAUAGUGAAGACGAAUGCUUCGAGCACGACGGUGUCCAGACUAGGGGACGAGGUGUCGGGGCAUCCGGGAGCGGAUUUGGAAGCGAAGUUGACCCGCUCGAAGAGUCUGAACCAGAGAAGGAACAGCAGCAAUGGCCUGCUCAGCUCGAUUCCCCGGCAGCUCCGGCUGUCCCUACGCGGCGUCCGCAGCGAACCCUCCAGUGUCAAAGAUAUACCGACCACCAGGAAUGAUAGUGCCCUCAACCUUCUUCUUAAAUACCGCACACCCCGCUAUGCAGCGCGGCGAGUCAGGAAGCGUGUGAUCUUCAAGCACGGGGACUGCAACGUCGUGCAAUGGAACGUGGCCAAACGCAGGCGCCGAUACCUCCAGGACAUCUUCACUACCCUCGUCGACGCUCAGUGGCGUUGGACGCUCAUGGUCUUUGCACUCUCCUUCAUCCUCUCCUGGCUCCUGUUUGCACUCAUCUGGUGGCUCAUCAUCUUCACCCAUGGCGACCUAAGCCCCCAAACCAACCCUAACGUCACCUUCACUCCUUGUCUCAAUAAUGUUAAUACCUUCACCGGGUGCUUCCUCUUUUCCGUCGAGACCCAGCACACGAUAGGAUAUGGAUCCAGAACUACAAAUGAGGAAUGCCCUGAGGCUAUCUUCGUUAUGUGUUUACAGAGUAUUGUAGGCGUCUUCAUUCAAGCUUUUAUGGUGGGAAUCGUGUUCGCAAAGCUCUCUAGACCAAAGAAACGAGCCCAGACCCUGUUGUACUCCCGCAACGCCGUCAUUUGCUUAAGAGACGGCCAACUGUGCCUUAUGUUCCGAGUCGGCGACAUGAGAAAAUCACAUAUUGUCGAAGCCCAUAUAAGAGCACAGAUAAUCCGCCGCAAGGUGGGUCUUAUAUUCGCAAAGCUGGCUCGCGCCAAAAAACGUAACACCACGCUCCUGUUCUCCAGGAACGCGGUCAUUUGCUUAAGGGAUGGGGAAUUUUGUCUUCUUUUCCGCGUCGGAGAUAUCCGCAAGUCACAUAUUCUCGAAGCUCACGUUCGCGCCCAGAUAAUACGUAAAAAGAUAACCAGGGAAGGCGAGGUGCUGCCAUUCUACCAGCAGGAAUUGAAGGUUGGGGCUGAUGGGGAAGAAGACAGGCUGAUGUUCAUUUGGCCCAUGACCAUAGUCCACAAAAUUAAUGAAAAGUCCCCGUUGUACAACCUCUCAGCUUCGGAUAUGCUCAGGGAGAGAUUCGAAAUCGUUGUCAUGUUGGAGGGAGUGAUCGAGUCGACAGGCAUGACGACCCAGGCUAGAAGCAGUUUCCUCCCGUCGGAGAUCCUGUGGGGGCACCGCUUCGAGACCAUGGUCACCUUCAGAAAGGAAACGGGAGAAUAUGAAGUUGAUUACACCAGAUUCAACAACACCUACGAGGUGGACACCCCUUUGUGCUCGGCCAAGCAGCUCGACGAUCUGCGAACCACGGUCUCCACGUCACAAAAGCUUGACCGCUUGCUUGGCACCAUCCCAAAGACCUUCUCAAACGAUACGCUAGACAUGAGCUCGGUAGAUUCCAUGUCCAUCGACGAGCACAUCGAAAUCAAAAUCCCGGAAGCGAGAGCUAGAGAAAACAGAAUCAUGGCGCAAAACAACUUUGUCCAACAUAUAAACGAAAAGUCUAGAAACCCAAGUCACACUCAUUUAGCUGUAGAAAAUGGCGAUCACCCUAAGAAUCAGGAAAGGCAAUCAGAGUCUCGUGAAGGCCAUAUCCACAGAAGCCACAGUCACGCCAGUAUGAAGAGAGUCCAUGGUCUGACCCCGAACGGAGUCAACCACAUGGUCAACGGCCAUGACCACAAACUUGAGGAGCGCGACCGAAUGAAAAAAUCCCCCAGCAGCACUCACAUCGAGGAGAAGACUCCGGUGAUCCCGAUCCUGGUGACGUCAGCGGAGGCCGAGCCGGCUUGACCCGUGCGACCCCUUACAAACAGCAACCGCUACUGCAACUGUUAUGUCAACCGCUACUGCAACUGGGACAGCAACCGCUACUGCAACUGUUACAGCAACCGCUACUGCAACUGUAUUGGCAACAGCAAACGUAACCGCGUGAGGUUCGCAAGCGGCAUUGAGAACAUUCAAAUUGAUGGAGAAUAGAAAUAGGCAGCUUCGUAAUGCUAUGAAUAUUUGAUAAAAUUUUUUGUCUAUCACAAUUUGUAGAUACUUAAGUAUACAGGAUGUUUUGUAUUUGCUCACUCAAAAUCACUGGAAAUAUUUAUUCAAUUUGACUUCACAGUGAUUUCAUAGCUUCUUAGUUUUCUUAUCAGUAAUUUUAAAAGACAUGUUUUUUGUACUUUUUCAUUAUAUUUUUUUAUUGAUAAAUUUAUAAACCUAAAACUUUGAAAGUCUAAGAAGUUGUAAUUAAUAAGUAGGUACUAAUUUGUAUUAAAAUACGACUGUUAAAAUUAAUACUAUUUGUUAUCAAAUUGUAUUUAUUACAAACUUAGAUGAAAUUUUAAAUUAGAUAUAUUUGCUCGGAUCAAGUACCUUAGAAUAGUUUUUCUGAAGACUACUCUACUAUCUAAUGUAUUUCGAAGGACUUUAUGCCAUUAUGUCUUUUUGUUUCUACUGCUUCACCAAAAUUGAAAGUGACAUCAAUGUAUCAGAUAGGGUUGUAUUUAGUAGGACAAGUAUUUAUUUAGUUGAUUUAGCUUAUUCAAAGCAGAGACGGUAAGUAAUCGAUGAAGAAAAGCUUUAAACCUAUCUAGCAUUGACAUCCUUGUAAGAACCUGAGGAACAGUAAGUCUAAGUAAGAUUUAAAUAUCCUAUACCUGUAGUUAUUUGCUGCACGAGCAAAAUGUAAUAGAAAAGGUCGCUAACCCGUUCGUUCAUAUUUGAAUUAGAGACUCUAAAGACCAUGACAAAAAAAUACUGUAAACAAUGUCUGUAGGUAUAUUGUAAAAUAUAUCUAGAAUUGAGAAUCUUAGUUGUAGUUAUAUCAUGUACUUAUAUUAGACAAAAUAAACUGAUGGAUUAAAUCCUGAGUGCAAAUAUAAUGAAGUAGUAAAAUUUAAGGGAGAACUCCUUUGUUUUAGAAAUAACCUAAAAUUAUAAUUUGAAAUUUCGAAUGUUAUGUUUAUAAUCAAACUGGAACUAACCAGCAACAAAAUUCGUAAUAUCGUUAUUAAGUUUUCUUUAAAAAUAUUCCAAAUUCAAACUGUGCCUUGAUUUGUUUUUAAUUUUUGGGUGCUUUUUUAUUUACGAUUUUAUUGGUUAGAUUUUCUGUAUCAUUACUAAAAUUUUAUAUUAUGUCAUUUAUGGAAAUUUCUUUAAUAAAGUUGAGUUACCGUGUUGUGAAAGAGAGAUUGAUGUAAGUAGGAAUCACAAUAAAUGCCUGAGGUAAUCUUGUAUUACAUUGUGGUAAAAGUAUUCGAAAAAUAUUUAUUGAAAAUGUGAUACUUAUUGCUAUUUAAUAAAUUUCUAAAUUAUUCGGCUUCCAAUUAAGCGUUUUCUAUGAUAAUGUAUUAAUGUAAGUUAGAUUUGCUUUCAAAUUUCGUAAUUAAAUAAUAAAUAUUAUAUAUUUUUAUAUCAUAGAUGACUUUAAUACAUAAUGUUUACAUAGGUUAAGUAUUUUGUAGUACGCAAUUAAGUAAAUAUGAUUUUACAUACCCAUAAUUGCGAACUAAUAAAACACUCAACUUUUUUGUAAUACUUAACAGAAUUUACAUUUUUGUAUUGAUAGUUUGUACCUUGUCCUUAAUAUAUAGCUGACAAGAACCGUAAAAAGAGCAUAUUAUUCAAACGCCAUUGAGACACAAUUUUAAUUCGAAAAAAUAUCGAUACCUUUUUCAAAAUAGUGACGAAAUGUAAUAAUACUAUUUAUUUAUGUAUUUUUAUGCAGAUCAUUUAAAAUUAAAGACGCAUUGCAAUGAAUUCUAUGAAAGUAAGUUGUUCCUAGUGCUUUCUAAAGUGUUGAGUAAAGGCGAAAGCCUGGCUCAGCGGCGCGGGCGCCGCUAAUCGCUUGUAUUUUCCUAAAGAGAACUUGACAAAUAAAAUGUAUUUUAAA